AAACAACCAUAUUUCCCAUCUCUCAUUUCCCUCUCAAUUCUCUUUAUUUUUCCAGCUAGCAAAAACAAAAACCCAUACACUUCUCUGUCAGCUUGGCGCCAACAUUGUUGUAAACAUCAUCGUUUCCAUUUCCAUCUUCUUAAAAGAAUCAAACAGUGAGGUACUGAGAAUCUGAGAAUCUGAGAUGAUGACAAGUAUGAGAUCAGCCGUCACAAGCUUCGUAUCCAAGCAAAAACAGCCUUUGCUGCAAUACCUUCACAGCAGCGUCGCCGGGAUCGACCUCAGACUCCUCCGGCAGCAGCCGCAGAAGGAGAAGCUCGUGGUGGUCCUCGGCACCACCGGCGCCGGAAAAUCAAGACUCUCGAUUGACCUCGCCACCCGCCUUUCCGGGGAAAUCGUGAACUCCGACAAGGUCCAGGUCUACCAGGGGCUCGACGUUCUGACCAACAAGGUCACCGAUGAGGAGCGGUGCGACGUCCCGCACCAUCUUCUCGGGGUCGUCGACCCUGAGAAGAAUUUCACUGCGAAGAACUACUGCACUGCCGCGAGUCGGGCGAUCAGGUCCAUCACCGCCCGCGGCCACCUCCCCAUCAUCGCCGGCGGGUCGAACUCCUUCAUCGAGGCCCUCAUGGACGACGAGGACUGCCGGCUGAAGUCAAUGUACGACGUCUGUUUCUUGUGGGUAGACGUGUCCAUGCCGGUGUUACACUCAUUUGUGUCGGAGCGCGUGGACAAGAUGGUGGAAAGAGGGAUCGUGGAGGAGGCCCGGUCGAUGUUCAACCCGGAAAAUGCGGACUAUUCUCGCGGUCUGAGGAACGCCAUCGGCGUCGGAGAGUUCCACCGGUAUUUCCAGCUGGAGUCCACAACGGACGCCGGCACACGCGCCGGGCUACUUAAAGAAGCGGUUGACGCGGUGAAGAUCAACACGUGCCAUUUGGCGAGUACGCAAUUGGAGAAGAUCAAACGGCUGCGGAAUGUCCGGGGGUGGAAGUUGCACCGGGUGGACGCGACGGAGGUGUUCCGGAGCCGGGCGGCUGGCGGCGGCAAUGACAAAGAAAUGUGGGAGAAUCAGGUGAUGGGGCCCAGCUCGACCAUCGUGACAAGAUUCCUUAACAACAAGUCCGGGCCACUGAUUUAUACGGAUACAUCCGCUGCAGCUAUUAGAUCACCAGGAACACCUGCCAUGAUGGGCCGCCGGCCCAUGGUGGCCGCAUCUCACUGAUCAAUCGAUUCUAACUAAUUGCGACUCCAUACAUGAUACCAUUUUUGGUUCCGUGCGUUGAAUUCAGUGACUGAUCCGAUCCGCUCAGGCCGGGAUAUAUAUACUAUAGAUAUACACUAAUCCAAAUCAUACUAUAUAUAUUUAUCCAAGAGCCUAUUAGAUUGUAAUUCAUCUCCAUACUGUUUAAUAUAUACUUCUUUAUACAUUUAAUUUGACAAACAUCAAUUUUGGGGAAGUUAAGCAUGCAAUGUGUUGGG
This is a messenger RNA of Cuscuta europaea, 1479 nucleotides long. NCBI's taxonomy places the organism in Eukaryota, Viridiplantae, Streptophyta, Magnoliopsida, Solanales, Convolvulaceae. The record is from the annotation of a GenBank genome assembly.